UAUAAACACUGCUCGCCCCAUCACCAAACUUGGCCUCUUCCUUUCAUCUUCUGCAUGUCUAUCCCAUACGAGCAACAAACAUGAAGAACUUCUCUUUUGGAGUUGGUUGUUUACUGCUAGUUUCCAUUUUCAUGCUGCUUUGUUUAUUCACCGAAACCCUCCUUGUGCCCCUUCAUCUUCACCAUGCAAACAACCAUGGGAAAGCUCCAACAUUGGGAGAUGAAGUAGUACAAGUGAACACUGAGGAAGGGAGAGGGAUGGAGAUGUACACAACAGGGUCGAGCUUGCCUGACUGUACACACGCCUGUGGGGCAUGUUUUCCUUGUAAGAGGGUGAUGGUGAGCUUCAAGUGCUCCAUGACUGAGUCUUGUCCCAUUGUUUAUAAGUGCAUGUGUAAAGGCAAAUACUACCAUGUUCCUUCCAAAUGAUAUUUAUUUGCACCUCUUAUCCCUGCAAUUUAGUUAGUAAUAUUGAAGAGACUGGAUUGAAAGAUUAGUGUUUAUGAGAAUGCUUGUAAAUAGUAGAAUUUAUUUGCAUUUUUGGUACUCGUAUUAGAAUUUAGUUGGUGUUUUUUUUCAGUUAGUAGAAUGUGAAAUUUCAAAAUGUUUUAGCAA
Gossypium arboreum is the source of this 614-nucleotide messenger RNA. Its product is annotated as protein EPIDERMAL PATTERNING FACTOR 2. NCBI's taxonomy places the organism in Eukaryota, Viridiplantae, Streptophyta, Magnoliopsida, Malvales, Malvaceae. The transcript is spliced from 3 exons. Gene Ontology annotation, biological process: guard cell differentiation; stomatal complex development. The record is from RefSeq and is a predicted model, not a curated record. Bases 81 to 428 code for a protein of 115 amino acids.